This is a messenger RNA of Gossypium raimondii (Peruvian cotton), 1749 nucleotides long. RefSeq lists its product as uncharacterized. The transcript has a single exon. Gene Ontology annotation, molecular function: ubiquitin protein ligase activity. Gene Ontology annotation, biological process: protein ubiquitination. Lineage: Eukaryota; Viridiplantae; Streptophyta; Magnoliopsida; Malvales; Malvaceae. Bases 85 to 1509 code for a protein of 474 amino acids. Gene Ontology annotation, cellular component: cytoplasm. The record is from RefSeq and is a predicted model, not a curated record.
UAAGAUAUUAAGUUCAAUCCUUUUGUUUAAUUUUAUUUUUCUGGUUCUCCUCACUUACAAAAAAAAAAAAAAAAAAAAAAAUUCAUGGCGUCUGUGACUUUCCUUCACCUUCACGACCCAGAAGACGACCUCGUUCGGGACAACCAUCAUCACCACCACCACGAACAAACCCUCACCCUUGAUUCCCUCCCUUAUUGGUCUCGUGAUUUCCACUUCUUCUCUUCCCCCGACGCCGAUCUCCCUCACCCAGACGAGGACGUUUCGCUCCCCGAUUCCCUCAUUGUCAACGGCCCCGAUCUGUUCGACCGCCGCGAGAACCAAGUUAACUUCGUCAUCGAUCUCUUCCACCAACGCGUCGAACAAUCUCAGGUUAGUUCCGGUAAUACCCCCAAUAACAAUUCCAAUUCUGGUAACGGAAAUGGUAAUAAUACUAGCAAUAAUGAUGCUGCUGAUUUGGUUUCUGAUGCUUUGAGCGAAUCCGGUUUCGGUGUUAUUGAGGGAAAUCAUGAGCUGGAUUUAGGGUUGGCGUUAGGGUUUGAUUCCAUGGAUACUCAUUCGAGUGAUGUUGAGAUUGAUAUUGGUGGCGGUGAAUAUGAGGACGACCAUUUCUUUGUGGAAAGGAGGGUUUCAGGGUUGAGUGCUAGUGAGGCCGCUUCUAAUUUUAGUAGCGUUGACAGGUUUGGGGAUAGCAUGCGGAUUAUUGGGUUUAGAUCAGAUUCGGAGGAUGAUGAUGAGAAUGAGAAUGAUAACCGGACGCUCACAAUUGAUUUGAAUUCCGGGGAUGAUUAUGGUAUUGAUGAUCAUGUUAACGAUUGUUAUGAUGUUGGUGCUGACGAUGAUGUGAGUGUUAGUAUUCCACUUUUCUUGGAUUCGCUUCAGUUGGAGGAUCGUCGGGAGACCAUUGAAGAUUUCGAGUGGGAGGAAGUGGAUGGUAGGGUUGAUGAGAGGGAUGUUUUAAGCGUGUUUGUUGAUGGUGAUGAUGAUGUGAAUUCUGUUUCGCUUUCCAUUUCCCCUAUGAUAGCACCUGAAGAUGCGGUUAGUUUCGAGAGGGCAGCUGGGUUGGAAACUUUGGAGUGGGAGGUUCUGUUGAAUGCUAAUAAUUUGGAAACAACCCCCGAAAUGGGUGAGAACGCUGACCCAUUUUUUGCUGAUCGUGAUGACUAUAUUGAUACUGCUGAAUAUGAGAUGCUGUUCGGACAGUUUGCUGAGAAUGAGAAUGCAUUUAUUGGGAAGCCUCCGGCUUCGAAAUCUGUAGUUGAGAAUCUUCCUUGUGUGGUUGUGACUCAGGAGGAUGUUGUGAAUAACAAUGCGCUUUGUGCGGUUUGUAAGGAUGAGGUUAACCUUGGUGAAAAGAUGAAGCAGCUGCCAUGUGCUCAUCGCUAUCAUGGAGAUUGUAUUAUACCUUGGCUGGGAAUAAGGAAUACCUGCCCUGUUUGUCGUCAUGAGUUGCCAACAGAUGAUGCUGACUAUGAAAGGAGAAGGUCCAUAAGAGCUGGACGUGCACUUUAAGGGUAAUGUAUGGUCUGGUGUGAUUUUGAAGCUUUGUUUAGCAUUAGGUUGUUAAGAAUGUAGAUAUUGUUUUUGGGAAGUGUCAAUAUGGAUUUUUAGGAUCUUGUCAUUCUUCACAAGCCUCAUAAGUAUUCUAUAUGUUCUUUUAAUCCUUUUUGUGGUAUAAGAAUGUUCAAUGACUUGAUUAUACCUUCAGGGUUCUUUUGGUUGGAAUAAUUAUCUAUUAUCAUUUUGCUUCAA